This is a messenger RNA of Seminavis robusta, 774 nucleotides long. Lineage: Eukaryota; Bacillariophyta; Bacillariophyceae; Naviculales; Naviculaceae. The record is from the annotation of a GenBank genome assembly.
AUGUCAGCAGGUGACGACUCGGACGAGGAACCAUCGGAACCAGCACCAGCACCGGUAGUGGAAGAGCCAGCGGACGACAACCCCCAGGACGACAGUACCACCACCUUUAUUGCAAGCAAAAUCAAGAAGAUGACAACCGAUACAUCCACCAACUGCAUGGAGAUUUGGUUUCCUUGGCUCAUGUACACUUGGAUGGCCGGCAAUGAGCAUCAUAUCACCCUUGACUUUAUUGUUCUUCCUUUGCCGGAGAGCUUCUAUCGUCCAUCUGUUGCUGAAGGUGGCAACCAGUUUCGGUUGUCUACCAUUAUUCCAGAAUUGUUCGUUGGAACUGGCCGUGUGAAGAUGUCCAACAGGCAACGCGACAGGAAGUUCAACAAUAGGAGUGCCAAGAUGGUUGCAUUCAACAAGUCUGCAGGGGAGGUCACCGACAAGUUGGAGCGCGAAGAUCCCAUUGUUGCUGACAAUGCUCAGGUUGUGCAACUUCCUUUUGAAGUGGAGAGUCAGAUCCGUCGUUGGAAGCUUGAAACCUUUGAGUUUGAGAAUGAUGAGUUGACACAGUUGAUGGAGGGAGCUCACCAGAGUGUGUUUGUUCUCACUGUGGAGCUUGUUGGAGUCAAGCGGAUUGCCAAGAAGCACAGUGCUGGUGCCAUGAAUAGAUUUGGUUCCCCCACUCGUGCUGAGGAUUCUGAUGACGACAACAGUGAUGCAAGCGAAGGUGGUGAUGACGGUGGUGGUAGUCGUCCUGAACCUCAUGAGAAUAUGGAUGAGCACUGA